Molecule: messenger RNA, 885 nt
Organism: Arabis nemorensis
Lineage: Eukaryota; Viridiplantae; Streptophyta; Magnoliopsida; Brassicales; Brassicaceae
Source: the annotation of a GenBank genome assembly
AUGACAGUCUGGUUUUAUAUUUUCUUUAAUCUUUAUUCUUUAGGCAGCCUUGAUAGUAAUCCAAACGUGAGAAGACGUGGGAACCUUCGUAAAUCUACUUUGCCUCAACCUUGUGACACUCCGAAUCAGGGAUAUGGCUUAUCUAGCGAGGAAGAAGACAAUGAUUCAUCCUCUAAUGAUGAUUACAAACCCCGUAAAAGUGGUAAGAGAAGAGUUCAAAUACCUGAGUCAAGUGACAUUGGUUCCCAACAACUUACUGAAACUAAGGUUCCCAUAAGAAGACGUGGGAGACAAACAAAAAAGAGGGGUAACAAGAGAGCAAAAAAAGGAGUUAAGUCAUCUCAACCUUUGGGAAACGUUCAUCAAAUAUCUGCUUUAUCAAGCAAUGAUAAAGACAAAGCUCUUAGUUCUACUUCUCAUGACAUUAACAUUAAUGAAAAUGGCUCUGAAGAAAUAAAAGGGAAUAAGCCUUUGGUGGUCGAAUCGGGCGGAAGCGACAUACGCCAAACAAAGAUUGAGAAUCACGUUGAACGGUUGGAGGCUUAUCUUCAGGAUCACGAAAGAACCGACGAGGAGAUGGAUAUUAAAGUGUUGCUUAUCUCAAUGGAUGAGCAAACAGCACCAAAUUUGGAAAACUCUCAACUAACGUGCGGGCCUGACUUAACAUUGAAGUCAAUAUGUGAGGCCAUUGCUCCUUACAUUGGGGCCCAAGAUGAAGAAAUCGAGCUGUAUGUGGUGAAAGAGUUCGUUAAAGAUUUGAAAAAUAUGAGCAUAGACAAAGUGGAGAGUGUGAACAAGGAACAGAAUGUGGGUGGACUAAGAACGUAUAACUGCAACUAUGGAUAUGUGCUUCUUGGCUACAGAAAGAUUGCUUCAAGUGAGUAA